Pseudogymnoascus destructans is the source of this 318-nucleotide messenger RNA. RefSeq names its product Translation machinery-associated protein 22. Gene Ontology annotation, biological process: translation reinitiation; formation of translation preinitiation complex. The transcript has 2 exons. Gene Ontology annotation, molecular function: mRNA binding; translation initiation factor activity. Lineage: Eukaryota; Fungi; Ascomycota; Leotiomycetes; Thelebolales; Thelebolaceae. Bases 1 to 318 code for a protein of 105 amino acids. The record is from RefSeq and is a predicted model, not a curated record.
AUGUCAUGCCCGUCUAUUGGUGGCACCAUCAAGCGCGUCGAGCGCAACAAGCGCAAAUACGUGACUGCGGUCUCUGGACUUGAAGCCUUCGGGCUCGAGCUCAAGAAGGUGAGUAAGGAUUUCGGCAAGAAGUUCGCGACGGGGAGUAGCGUUACCAAGACGGCGAGUGGGGGCGAGGAGAUUGUCGUGCAGGGGGAUGUGAGUACGGAGAUUGAGGACUUCUUGCUCGAGAAGUAUGGGGAUUUGGUGCCGGGGGAUAAUAUUGAGUUGGUGGAAGACAAGAAGAAGAAGGGGGCUAGUGCGGCGCCCGGGCCGUAG